Molecule: messenger RNA, 4047 nt
Organism: Menidia menidia (Atlantic silverside)
Lineage: Eukaryota; Metazoa; Chordata; Actinopteri; Atheriniformes; Atherinopsidae
Source: the annotation of a GenBank genome assembly
AUGGACACCAAUGUGGGCGACAUUCUGCAGUGUGAGGAGCAGCUGAGGACCACACUGCAUUGUGAUGACAAAGAGAAGCUUCGUAAGACGUUGGCAGAGUUACAAAGAGAGUACCUCAAAACAGCACAGAGGCUUCAGCGUGCAGAGCGUUUGGCAGCUGUGCGGAAACAUGUGAGGAGCCGGAUCUCCAGGCAGGACCAGAGCGAGCUUGACGCUUCGUGUGCCACUGCCAGCCCCCUCUCAGUACCAAACACCAGCACUGUACCAGCCAAAGACUUACCUCAGACACAGGGGCCCACUGAGGGUGCGGCAGAUUCAGACGCAUCCAGACAGAGCCAGGUGAUCAGGUUCACGCUCUCCGCCGAUGCCGCAUGCCCCCAAACCCCCAAACCCGGCCACGAUGGAUCGGGUCACAGACCCAGUCCGGCCCUGCGCCUCAGGUCAAGACGCAGCCGCCUGCGCUGGGAGAGAAGAAGCGCUGAGGGGUGCAUCAGGCAGAAAGACGGCGAACAGAGCGAAAGGCUGGAAAGUGGUACAACAGAAGAAGAACGCCAGCAAGGGCCAGUAGAGUCAACCAGAGAAGGUGUGGAGGAUCAAAGUGGAGAGUUGUUUUCCUCUAAUGAAUCCGAGUCUCCCUCCAUGCUGCUCACUCACUGGAACUCACAGGGACACACGAAUAAAGCUGGAGCCGACAACGAAAGGGAGCUACAGGGACAACAGCGGCAGGGGGAGAACCAGACUCACCUGCAAGGGGAAGGAAAAGACUCCAAAAUGGCUUUCACCACGGAGGAAGACGGACAAAUUGUCACACACGAUAGAAAUGAAGGGAUGGAGAAAAUAGGCGGGGAUAGUGCCGGGAUCAAAGAUCUGGAAGAGACAGAUGAAUGUAAAGAGAACAGUAUCAAAGACGCGGAGCUUAAGGCAACUGAGUCAGCAGAAGGAGACAAAAACCACGACGAAGCUGCGGGAAAAAAGGGUGAAAACAGUCAGAUGACUGAAGGUGAAAGAGCAGAGAGCCUCCUAGACUCUUGUACGUUGGUAGAGGGGCUGCUGUUCCCAGUGGAGUACUAUGUACGAACCACCAGACGUAUGACACUGUCCCGCAGCCAGCCCGACUUAAGGGCCGUCAUCCUGUCCCAGUUGAAUGUGGGGCGUCAACGCAAGAGUCGGGCUCGUGGCAAAGGAGUGAACAGGGGAGCGCUCUCCGGUCAGCGCUCAGAUCAGCACCCUCAGGCAGACUUCUCCUCUCCCACAACGGCACCCUCAUCUCCAGAUCCCAGACAGAUCUCGAAUCCAGUCACAGCUUGCCAGAUGGACUCGCCUGCUCGCUCUCCACCCGUUCUCACCCCUGCUCCGUCAGCAAGAGGCAAGAGGAGGAGCAGAGGCAAGGGGAGAGGUAGAUCUCAAAGCUCAGGAGAUAGCCAACCCCCCAGCACCCCGCCGCCCUCCUCCACGUGUUGUUAUAGUGAAGAAGUAGCAAACCCUGGCCCCAUGCCCCAAGCAAACCCUCCGCGUGCUGUUGUAGAACCGGAGGAGACCCAGACUGCAACCGUCCACAGCACCGAUUCUCAGCCAUCCUCUGGAAUUAAUGGCGAUCCAUCCAGUUCUGCCUCUCAGCGUCCGGAGAAGGUCUAUCCUCUCUUUCUGAAGAGCCGCGUCGAAGCCACCAAACCUGUCCAGCUGGACAGAGGCUCUUCAAGCUGCAGUGCCCUCCUCUUGCCCUCUUCCUCCUCUCCGGCUCAGACAUCUCUUCUUCCUCUCCCUUCCAUGUUUUCUGGCAACAACUUGAUGAAUUUGGACUUGCAGCAGGACUUUCAUCUUCCAGACGACCAGUUUGCCUCCCUGAAGCUGUGCAAGCUUCGCUGGGCCCUGGUGAAAUCGGGGGUGGAAGGUUUUUCCACGCCGUCCCGCAACACGCGCAGCAGCACGCGGCGCUCCACCCCAAACCACAGCGGCGGCGAUCACCCAACGUCUGUUCACGUCCCGCUCAGCCUCACGCCCACGCUCAGAAAUUCCCCCCAUUCGAGUGGAGAGCAUCGGCCCGUAGAUCUUCAGAACUUCUGUACGGAACACGAGCAGGCAGACGUCCACGCAGAGCGUCCCUUGAGCUCAGAAUCUGUUUGUGUGGCAGAAGAGAUAACUGCAGAUCUUGACGAUAAACAGGAAGGGCCUGAAACCGCGACCCCUCCCGCUCCCAACCGGAGCACAUCUGUGUGUACUGACAACCCACAGCCUCAGCCCGGGGAUGCAGUGGUGUGCAGAGGGGAGGAGUGUGUCCUGGGACAAUCGGAGGAACUUAAAGCAGAGCAGACUGCUACCAGGAAUCAAAGAGAUUGUUGUGACGCGGUCCAUUCUUUCAGGGAUGAGGGCCAUGGAAGCCUCCAGGUGGAAAACGGAGCCAUCCCCUCGUCUCUUUCUUCUGAUGAGGAAAAGGCAGAGGCUCCUGCUGGCAGCCGCCCUGCUUCACAGGCCUCCUGUGAAGCUGGACCUCCAGCAGAGGCUCCCGCGAAUGCCACAAACGGAAAGCCUUCGUCACAGAUUUCCAAAGUACAGAUAGAGAAUGAGACCAGGUGUCCAUGGCGGCCCUCGGAGCUGUUGUUGAGUUCUCCUCUGGCUUCAGCACCCUGCCCCAUGGUAACGCCCCACCUGCCCUCCUCCAUGCUCACCUCCAGCCCAACACUGCCCUCCUUAGGACUCACCCCACAGCUGGUCAUCCUCCCAGACUCCUCCCCCUCUGCCCCGUCCCUCACCCUGCCUCCUCCUCACAGCCCGUCCACACAGGCCCUUUCUCCUCCGGCUCUUUCUCCCUGUCCGUCAAUCACCCACCUCCCCCCCAGCCUGCCUCCUCUGUCGCUCUUCACCGAGGCUCAGGCUCCAUGCGAGCCGCCAACAAUAAGCGAUCGGUGCCAAGAAGUGGAACCGGCCAGCUGCCCGACCGCAUUCAGCUUCCAGCCGCAGAGCUCGGCCGGGCCGGUCAGCCAGACGCCAGGACACGCCGCCGAGAAACAAACCGUGAAACGCACGCACACACUGAAGGCUGCAGCAGGAGGUGCUCUGGUGGACGCGUGCUGCGUUGUCGGGUCCUCACUGGGUUUGUGUGUGGCCGCAGCGGGAAAGUGGGCCGUGUGCCUCUGGACCCAGACUCCAGGAUCGGACUGGAGCUUAACGCAUACCUGGACGUUCAGCGAGCCCGUUAUCAGUGUAUUUCCUGUACCAGAUGCUGCCGGGCUAAUGUGCGUGACUUUAGGUCAGUUGGAGAUCAGGGAGGUGAGAGUGUUGUCCUGCUCCAGCCUCACGCAGAAGCUGGUAUGCGAGGGGGUCAUCCAGGCCGUCGCGGGGGUCUCGGCCUCCAGGGUGGUCACCUCCUCCCACUCGGCCUCGGGCUCCACCCUGCAGGUGUUAACGCUGUCAGACAGCAGCAGCUCACCCGCCUGCCAGCCUCUGGCGUCCCCCGGCGUGGGCGUCGGGGCCCUCGCUCCCGUGGAAGGACUCUCCGACGCUCUGAUUGGCACAGAUGAAGGCGGACACCUGUUCGUCUGGAAUUUAAAGACGGGACUGCUCCUGUGCAGAGUCCGGCUCGGGGAGAGUUUGUCACACACAGCCUGCCUCAGAGGAUACUCCUACUGUGGAGUAUUGUUAGUCCUGCUGCAACAUCAUUUUCUGAGCUCCAUGGAAGAGGAAAACGAGAAGGAAGUGAAAAUAAGAGAUCUCUCAGAGGAGGGGACAAAAACUGCCUUUUUCUCCUUGGUCGGCAUCAACCCUCUGAGCGGGAAGUCCGUCCUGGCAUCUCGACUGUAUCCCCCAGAAGCCUGGUCGGGCAGGCUGUGUGAAGCCGACGUGAACCACUCCAGCGUAGUGGGUCUGAGUCAGAGCGGCUGCGUGUGCGUGUGGGAGCUGGGGCAGCGGGGGGGCUCGCGGCUGCUGGAGGCUCCAGAGGGGGAGGACUGGCAGCUGGCACGGUGGGGGGGCGGGGACGUGCUGGUGAUCGGACACCAUAACGGAGACAUCUCUCUACACUCUUACAGUGCGAGUCGGAGCUCACUCUGA